Molecule: messenger RNA, 612 nt
Organism: Sphenostylis stenocarpa
Lineage: Eukaryota; Viridiplantae; Streptophyta; Magnoliopsida; Fabales; Fabaceae
Source: the annotation of a GenBank genome assembly
AUGAGUAGUCAGGCACACAGCCCUGGUCUCAUCUCCCUUCUCCACCCUCCUUCACCUCAUUCACAGCCACCUCCCGCGUCUCUCACUUGCCAGACACCCCGCGCCUCACCUAGAAUCCCCCUCUCCAGCCUUCAUCUCAUGCGGCUCCCGUCCCCCCUCCACCGUUGUCGCACCACUCGAGUACCCCAUUCCUUAGCUCAUCUCCACCAGCCACCUUCAUCCCCAUUUCCUCACCUUCUCACUCAUCCCCUCGCGCCUCCAUCUUCUCCUCCACCGCAACCCCACAGAAAAUCACCACACUCGACCUUAACCAGCCUUCACUCACCCACUCUCCUUCUCAUCUCCUUGCUCCCAGUCCACUUUCUCCUUAACCUUCACUCCCCCUCUCACCUCGCGACCGGUCACCCUUCACUUCCUCUUCACCCCAGCAUCUCCAACAACCUCAGCCAAACCACCACAUUUUCACCUUCAACCUGUAGCCAACCACCAUCCUUGCGCCUCCACCGCGACCGCCCAUCUGUCCACCAUGAGCUAUCUCACCUCACCCCCGCAUUUUCACCUCCUCACAUUCGAACCACCACUCUCCCUGUCACAGUCGAACCUAUAGUCUAA